Messenger RNA from Melanotaenia boesemani (Boeseman's rainbowfish), 6361 nucleotides. It is a transcript of the gene mst1rb, whose product is annotated as macrophage stimulating 1 receptor b. Gene Ontology annotation, cellular component: membrane; signaling receptor complex. The record is from RefSeq and is a predicted model, not a curated record. The coding region runs from base 283 to 4398 and encodes 1371 amino acids. Gene Ontology annotation, molecular function: transmembrane receptor protein tyrosine kinase activity; protein binding; ATP binding. The transcript has 21 exons. NCBI's taxonomy places the organism in Eukaryota, Metazoa, Chordata, Actinopteri, Atheriniformes, Melanotaeniidae. Gene Ontology annotation, biological process: protein phosphorylation; cell surface receptor protein tyrosine kinase signaling pathway; positive regulation of kinase activity.
CAUCCAAACCUUCACUUCACAGGAGGAUUUCCAGGCUUCAGCGUUUAGCAGAUGAUAAUAACGUCACCGUAUCACCGUCAAACUAAACACGCGUCAGAUCCAUCGCAGUAAUCAUCCUUGUGCUGUUUAUGUCAGACAGGGGAGAAACUACAACUUGUAAGACAGAAACCAGCCUGCACAGGUAUCAUCGGCAGGUGUUCAGGAUGUUUUUGUUGCAACUUCAGACCUGCAGGUAACCCUCAUCGCCUGUGCUGCUGCUUUCCUUUGCACCCUGGAGUGGAGAUGGUCUACUGGACCACACAGUGGGGGACAUGCAUUUGGCUCCAGCCUCUGCUAGCCUUUGCCCUGGCCAAUUGUCCCUCACUGCCCCCCAGCCCCGUCAACUUUUCUGUUGUGUACACCAUGCCCUUCUUCCAAGCACAGGGACCCAUCCAGAACAUAGUAAAUAACUCGUUGUACCAGGAAGUGUAUGUGGCUUCUCAGAAUGUGAUCGAAGCUGUCAACAGGAGUUUGGAGAAGGCCUGGGAGCUCCGCACUGGGCCAGCUGGAAGUCCAGAGUGUCAGAUAUGUGAUCUGUGUGACAUCGAUAAGGAUUACAACUUUCCAGAGAACACAAACAAUCAAGUCUUGCUGUUCGAUACUUUCUUCAUGUAUUUGUAUUCUUGUGGAAGUUCUCAGUAUGGUGUAUGCUACUUCCACCAGCUGUACUCUAAUGGGGAGCCGCCUUCUUAUUCUAAGUGUUUGUUUAGAAAGGACUCCAACUCUGCUGCUUACUGUCCAGACUGUGUGGCUAGCCCUCUGGGUACUAAAGUCUCCAUGGUGGAGGAGGGUCAGACUGUAUACUUCUUUGUUGCAGCUUCUGUCAAUGACAGUGUGACCCAGCGUUACGGAAGGAAAUCGAUAUCAGUUCGAAGACCUCUGGCCACUGAGGACGGUUUCUACAGCGAUGUGCGAGGCCUGACUGUACUGCCCAACCUGAGGAGGACAUAUCACAUUGAUUAUGUCUACAGUUUUUACAAUCAGGAGUAUGUCUACUUCCUUUCAGUACAAAGAGAGAGCCCAGAUCUGGACUCCUCCCCAUUUCAGACUCGUCUGGGACGUCUUCCACGAAGUGAAUGGGAGAUGAAGAGGUAUCGCGAGUUGAUCUUGGAGUGUCGCUUUGAGCCGAAACGUAGGAGGAGGAACAUACUCAGUGAGCCCUAUAAGGAUGUUGUGUACAAUGUAGUCCAGGCAGCCUAUUUUGGGAAGGCAGGCAGGGAGCUGGCAGAGGAGCUGGGGGCAGAGGAGGAGGCUGACAUCCUGUAUGGGGUGUUCGCUGUCACCAAUGACAACGGAGUCACAGAGAAGGACUCGGCCCUGUGCGCCUUCCCCAUGGACAAUGUGAAUAAAGCAAUUACUGAUGGGGUGGAUGACUGCUGCGAAUCUGGACCAGAGCAGCUCUCCAGGGGGCUUUGCCAUUUUCAGCCCUGUGAAAGCUGUCCACAUGAGAGCAUGGAGAACAACGCCACGUGUCGGGAUCAUCCGACCAUGGUGUCCAAACCUUACUACAGAGUGGACCUCUUCAACAGGCAGAUGACAGACGUCCUGCUCACCUCUCUCCUGGUCACAACCAUAGAGAGCAAGACUGUUGCCCACAUUGGAACCUCCACCGGACGUCUGCUUCAGCUUGUAUUGACCAGAUCCAGCCCGGUUAUCUUUGCCAAUUACUCCCUGGCAGAGAAUCAGAGGGUGUCCUCUAUUGCUGCUGUCUACUCAUCAGAGUAUCUGCUUUUUGUAGUUGGAGACAAGAUGAUCCAGGUGCCUCAGAGAGGGCCAGGCUGCCAGCACUUCAUGACCUGCGCCAUAUGCCUGAUGGCCCCGAAAUUCAUGGGCUGUGGCUGGUGCUCCGGGGUGUGUUCAUGGCAGAGUGAGUGUCAAAGUCGCUGGAGAAACGAAUCCUGCCCACCUGGGAUCACAGGGUUCUCUCCACGGACUGCGCCCCCUGAUGGUCAAACAGAGCUAACGCUGUGUGGAUGGGAGUUCCAGUCACCCUUAAGACCACCUAUCACCUCUAAAACCCACCAGGUUCGAGUAGGACAGACCCCCUGCACUGUGAUUCCACUUAAAAGCAACCACACGCACUUAGUGUGUAAGAUUCGCUCUGGGGCCACGGAGCUGUCCAAACCAGUCAACAUCACAGUGGAAGUGUAUGAAGGCAAAGCAGAGGGCCGCUACUUCAUCCACGGGAAAGCAGAAAUGCCAGGGUUCACGUUUGUGAUACCCAACAUCACAGAAAUCCAGCCCAACUACGGGCCUCGCGUUGGGGGUACUCUCAUCACAGUGACUGGGCCUCAUCUGGAUGCUGGGAAGACCAGAAAAGUCACUCUUAACGAUGUUCCCUGCCCUAUAAAAAGGGUCACAAAGCCCAGCGGGAACGUUUCAUCCAUCAUCUGUCUGUCACAGCCCAUCUCAGAGGUGAGGGACGUCCCGCUGAGUGUUUUCAUCGACAAGUCUCCCGUUCGCACCACAAAGGUUUUUUAUUACAAAGAAAACCCAAAGAUUUCAGCCGUGCUGCCCGACUGCAGCUUUGACAGAGGCUCAAAGAUUGUGAUUGAAGGGGAGAACCUGGAUUCUGUGUACCGCACCAUCAUCCACUUUAAACCCAAUGAGAACCACCUGAAACCUGUGACCAGGGACUGUGUAGGCAAGUCGCUGCCGAAGAGGAUGGUGUGCAUCACGCCUGUGUUCCACAGGGAUGAGACUGAGGAAGGAGAGCUGUCUUUUGACAUGGACGGUGCACUGGGCCUGUGGAAUAAAAAGUUCUCCUACCACCCCUAUGGCGAGCCUAUACCUUUUGAAACAGAGGGUCAUGUGCUAAAUUUGUACCCUGGUUUUGAUGAAGUGUCACUACAUCAUCAAAAACUGAACCUGGUGAGCUCCUGUAUGACCAUAAUUAUGACGGUGGCCGGUGUUGAUUGUGAUGCUAAAGUCCUGGAUAAUGAGAUAACCUGCAGGAUCCCCAAAAACAUGACCAUUCCCAGUGAGGGGCUGCCAGUGAAGAUUUCCAUCAACGGGCAGGUUCACAACGUUGGCACAGUGGUGAGGGUCAGCAACCACUACAUGAUGGGAAUCGCUCUGGGGAUCCUGGCGGCUCUAGUGGCCGGGGCAGUGCUGGCUUUUGUUGUAAUGAAACAUUUGAGAAUGAAGAAGAAAGCUUUAAUGGUGGAGGCGAGUUUGUCCCACAGAGCUACCCGCUCUGGUGCAAACGUUGCUGGGAUGUCACCCAUCGGAGACUACAGAAGAGUGAUAUCCAUGAAUCCUCCCACCCCCUUAGUGGGAGCGGUGGUGUUUCCCAGCCUGGCUUAUGCUGCAGGCAACUUGGAUCCAACAGACUCAUGGACUCCCCUCAUGCCAACAGAAAAGAUCUCCAUCUGCAACUUUAGGCCAGAGCUGCUGGAAGAAGUGAAAGAUGUUCUUAUCCCUGCUGAGAUGCUAGUAGUGCAGCACCAUCGCAUCAUAGGAAAGGGCCAUUUUGGAACAGUCUAUCAUGGCUACUUCACAGAAAUCCACUGUGCUGUCAAGUCUUUAAAUAGAAUAACAGAUGUUGAGGAGGUGGAGCAGUUUCUGAAGGAAGGCAUCAUAAUGAAGGGUUUCCACCACAGCAACGUGCUCUCUCUGCUGGGCAUCUUCCUGCCACAGGAAGGGCUUCCUCUAGUGGUGCUGCCAUAUAUGAAACAUGGAGACCUGCGGCACUUCAUACGCUGCGAGAAGAGGAACCCCACGGUUAAGGACCUCAUCGGUUUUGGACUGCAGGUUGCCAAGGGGAUGGAAUAUUUGGCUCAUAAAAAGUUUGUGCACAGAGAUCUUGCUGCGCGUAACUGCAUGCUGGAUGAGUCGUAUACUGUGAAAGUGGCAGAUUUUGGCAUGGCCAGAGAUGUUUUUGAUAAGGAAUAUUACAGCGUUCAGGAUCACAGGAAAGCCAAACUGCCUGUGAAGUGGAUGGCCAUCGAGAGCCUGCAAACCCAGAAAUUUACCUCCAAAUCAGAUGUGUGGUCCUUCGGUGUACUGAUGUGGGAGAUGCUGACCAGAGGAGCAAGUCCCUACCCAGAAGUGGACCCUUAUGACAUAACACAUUAUUUAAUGAAGGGCAGGAGGCUUCCCCAGCCACAGUACUGCCCUGACCCAUUGUAUCGCAUCAUGCUGCAGUGUUGGGACCCGGAUCCAGACCUGAGGCCCAGCUUUGCUACACUGGUGAUGGCUGUCUCCACCAUCCUUUCAGACCUUGAGGGAGAACACUACAUCAGUCUGAAUGUCACUUACGUCAACCUGGACCAGCCACGGCCCUACCCCGCUCUCACAGAGUCUGCUGAUGAGUAUGACUCAACAGAUGCUGAAGACUCAGGCUCAGUCUCCUCCUGAUGCUCUCCUCUUAAUCUACUGACUUUAAACUGGUUUUAAAGAGUGUGUACAAUGCAAACACCUGGUUCUUUUACCUCAAAGGAUAAAAAACACAAAGUUAUUUCCUGCUACAUGAGUACAUUAAGGAUGAAAUAAAGUUUAUCCAAAAAGGUGGUUUACCUGCACAACAUAAAAAUAUCUUAAAUUGUUCUUAAAAAACAUAAGAAAUUAACCUCAGAAGCUGUUAAUGCUUACAAAAUAUUGCCUUGGAGGAAUUUUGCAUAAUUUUUAGACACUUGCAUAGUCUAGGUUUUUCUUUAGUACACCACUCCUUCUGUAGCAAGAUGCUUUAAUGUUAUUGUACAUGUACUGCCCAUCAGUCAGGUGUCACCAAGACAUAAUACUUAUUACCUUAAUAAACAUUCUCAGUAAUACAGUAUUAAGCAGAUUAUGUUUUAAUACUUAGUUAGUUGCAUAGUUUAUUUGACAUCUCAGUCAAAUCCACCACACACUUCUUCUCUAAGUACAGUCUAAAAAGCCAACAUGGCAACAGCCAAAAUACCAAACAUGAGGUUUCAAAACUAUAUUUGACAAACCAGAAGUGACAUAAUGUCCACUUAUUUAUCUAUCUAUCGUGGGGAUCAGAUGUUUCCCUGCUCCAACACACCUAAAUCAAAUGAAAUGGUUCUCCAACACCUUGUUGUCAAGUCUGUUAAUAACCUUUUAAUCUGAAUCAGGUGUGUUGAAACAUUUAAAAAACAUCAGGAUUUGCUGAUACCUGCUCUAUAUUCAGCAUUUCACCCCCAAUAUUAAUCCGUGUGAAAAGCAACUUAUUUAAUAGACAUUUGAUUUUGUUUUUUACUGCUAACAGAAAAUAACAUGGAAUCACUUUUCUAGUACUAGCUAGCUGGGAUAGUCUCCAACACCCUGCAUUGGAAUACGCAGGUAUAAAUCUAGCAGCUAGUACUGCGGUGGCGAGUGCUGAUUACCUCAUAUCUGCUACCACCUGGCAACAUGGACAGCAGCAGGGACAUCUGGACUGUCAACAUUAGACAGUGGUCCACAGUUACUGAUGAGGGCAUCUUAUCUGGAGAUCUCAAACUUAUUCUCUUUUAACAUUAGAUAUCAGAGCAUUAAUAUGAUUCAUCUACAGAAACGGAUUUUAAUAACCAACUGUCCUUACUGGAGUAUGAAACACUAAUCUGGUUAUAACAAGUUAUCAAAUGUCGGUAAAGAAAUAGUUUAGAACUUUUGUAUAAGCUGUUAAUUUUCUAUUUAGUCAGAUAUUUAACAUAGUUUAGUUAUAACUAGUUUAGGCUGCAGGACACCGAGUAUGUGAUCUGUUUGUGUUACUGAAUUAUUUUUAUUUUCUGGUCACAAAGUUGCCCUGAAAAUAGCAAAUAACUAUACAUUUUGCAUUAUCUCCCAGAUUAGAUAUUUGGUCCAGUUACUGGCAAAAAAAAGAAAAAAGAAAGAAAGAAAGAAAGAAGAAGAAGAAGAAGAAAAAAAAGAAAAACAUAAAAGAAAUCAGAGCUGAGCAUGAAGACGUGCAGUCUGAAUGUACUCUGACUCUCAUCAACAGAGCAGCAUCUUGCCCUUUUUUUUUAUAAUCUUUAUUUAACCAGGAAAUGAUCCAUUGAGAUUAAAAAUCUCUUUUACAAGGAUGUCCUAGGUCUGUUAGCAUUAACUAGCAUCACAAAAGUUACCUGUUGUGUCAUCUGCAACAUGGAUAUGAAGAAUUUCAGUGCCGGAUUAAAAACUUUUCACCAAAAUUUAUCGUGCAGUUGUUGGGAUUAAAACCCUGUGUUUCCUCUAUCAUGUUUUAACGGCAUUCUGCCCGGACAGCAUCAAGCACCACCCCCUUUUACCCUGAAUUGUCACAACAAUACAAAAGCCACAAGAUGAAUACAAAAAGCACAACACUCCACAAUUAGCCACAACACUUCACAAUUAGCCACAACACAAUUAGCCACAACACAACACA